AACAUUAAAGAAGAAUAACAUUUGUUGUUGUUUUGGCGUCGAAGUCGCAUGCAUGCCGUUGAGCUGCGCGUCAAAGGAAAAUUAAAUACAUAAACUAUUUCGAAAAAAAAAGCAAAACAACAGCUGAAUGCAGCAUACGUAUACAUUUUUUGUGCGUUUUAAAAGAAAAAAGAGCUAGAAAUAGCAAACUGUAAAUACACAUCUAAUAAAAAUAAGUUUCUUUUUUUGAUUAAAAACUGCGAGAAAAUAAAUGCAAAAUAUAUGUAUUCCUGUUUAUGUAUAUAUAUUGAUCGCUUGUGAGAUUGGCAAAGCCCAUCGCGUCCGACGAUAAACACAAAAAUAGCAAUAUUCAAUCAAAAGAACAGCAGCGCGUGUGUAUUUUGGCUCAGACAGGAAGAGAUCAUUCGCCAAAAAGAGCAAACGACAUAAGUAUGUAUGUGCAUAUUUAUGUGUGUGUAAACACAUAAGUAAAUGUGAAUAAAAAGAAAAGUGCAAAGCGAAAGUUCAAUUGUGUAAAAUCUUGAGUGCGUCAACCGUUUGUUUAGCUUGCGUAUUUGUUUGUGUUCGUGCGUCUGGGGCAGUGCGCGUGUUAGACAAAUAUAACGGCAGUUGCAACGGGUCGUCGCCGUCGUCACUGCUUUCUAUCCGCGAUUCACAUGUACAGCAAAAAUAACAACAGCGACAACAACGAGAAGAACAAGAGCUACAAAACUAAAGGCAAACGGAAAAGCAAAAGGCAGAGCAAUUGUGUUCAAGUGAAUUGCAAUAAUUUGUGUCGGCUGACCAGAUGUGUUUAAUAAAUGAUUGCGAUUGCGCCAGUUGUAUAUUAUUAUGGCCUUGUUGAAUAAACUGUUCUUUCCGUCGGUACCAACACCACCAACCGUAGCAGCAGCACCACCCACGCAAGCGACGCCAACGGCAGCCCAAUUCGUUGCAAACCAAACAACCCCAACAACAGCGCAGCCGACGCUAAAUUAUGGCCAAACAACAGUAGCGGAGGCGGCAUCACGUACUCACGCCUCAGCCGGCAACAAUAGUUCGGCGUCCGCAAAAGCUACGCAAACAUCCAGAAAUUAUCUAAGCCAAUUCCCCUUCGAUGCCAGCCAGGUGCGCGUGCUGCUGUACAGAGAGGACGACAGCCAUGGCAGACGUCUGCUGUUCGACUCGCAUGCACUGCAGAAGGUGACGCUAAAGGAUUCAACCAACAGCAGCAGCCGUAGCGGCGGUAAAUUCCUCAAGAAUGACAAAUUCACAUCGCUGCAGAAUGGCAAGAUCCAGGCCAAAGCACAUUCCAGCAAUAGCAACGGCAGUAAUUUGAUCGAAGUAUGUCCCGAAUAUGGGUACAAGCACAAUCGUCCAACGGGUGCGGAUAUUACGCCCAUUGGCGAGAUGGUCUUUGGCUCGCUGGCCAUGUCCUUUUGUGGCACAGCGCUCAAGGUGCACUGGCUGCCGCAGCCAGCUAGGAUACUCUGCUCCCAGGUGUAUCUGACGCCCUCGGCGAAUGGUGUGGCGGGCGGUGCCGGAGCAGGGGGUCAAUCACCCUAUUCCACGGUCUCCAUGAACAGCCUAACGCCUCGCAGCUCCAUUUGCAGCGAGCAUGGCUCCAUGGACGGUCUGUCUAUGAACUCCUUCUCCAUGCCGUUCAGCGUUAGUGUGGGCAGGCAUAUGAGUCUGACCCCACCGCUGGACGUGCCCGCACCCGAUCAGCAAUCACUGUCCAUUGCGGACAGCGGACCGCGCUUCUCCUCCACCUACAGCAAUGCCACCGAUUCGGGUUACUCGGCCAGUGCCAGUGGCAGUGGCACAGGCGGCGCCUAUUCCAGUGGAGACCAAUGGUCGUAUCAGUAUUCCACGCGCAGCAGCUUUGGCAGCGUACUCUCCGAUCAAUCGGAUGCGAUGCGCAAGCUCAGCCUCGACGACUGGGCCAUCUAUGCCAGUUCGCCCCAUCUGGAUGAGUUUGCCAGCGACGGCUGCUUGCAGCGCCGAAUCUCGCGCAAUUUGCGCACCUCCUUCGAGUACGAGCAUUCCAAAAACGACUUCAUCGGCUUCUUCAGCGACAACUAUGCUGCGAUCACAGGCCAGGCAAAUGGAAGCAAUUCGGCUGGAGCGGCCAAUGCCACCGGCGGCAGUGAAGGCAGCGGCAUGGCUCCACCUCAGUACAGGCGGGCGAGCUACUGUGCGAAUGAGUCGCGCAGCAACCCAGAGAUGGGUCGGCGGCAGGCGAAUCUGAAACGGAGACCAAGGCUCGGUCUGGCUGUGUGCAUUACCAUGAGCGAAUCCUUCGAGGAGGAAAUGGAACUGUUCUGCAGCGAACAUAUUGCUCUGCUGGAGUCGAUGCUGAGUCGUCUGAGGGCAAGUACGGAGCACGCCUACAUCAAUCACAAGAACUUUCUGCAGAUCAUGUUCCAGGCCUGGCAGGACACGCAGCAGUGGUUCAGCGAUCUGUUUACUGCGCCCCGUAUUAAGACGCCCGUUUGGCUGAGCAUUACGACCAGCGGCAGCAAAUACUCCAAGACUGUGGCAGAGCGAUUCAUCAAGGAGCUGUGCGAUCUGCUCUCCUUUGCCGACACCAAGGACUCCAAUUUCUUCAUCAGCACCAUGUUGACGGGCAUACUCACCUACCAUCUGGGCUGGGUGGCUACCGUAUCCGCGUUCAACAGCUCCAGCUCGCGUCGCUCCAGUGCUUCUGCCUCUGCGGCGGCGAUUGAGCAAAGGGCUAAACUAUUGCAGGUCUCGCAGAAGCAUCCGUAUAAUGCGCUAUGGGCGCAGCUGGGUGAUCUGUAUGGUGCCAUCGGUAUGCCACCCAAGCUGGCGCGCACCAUUAUUUAUGGCUCGGAAAAGAUGUGGGUGGAGAAGCUGCUCAAUGUGCUCACAUAUUUCAUACGCUGCAGCGAGGUGCGACGUGCAGCCAAACGAGAGGACUUCAACAAGCAGCUCAUCAAUGAGCUGGUCAUUAGCCAGAGCAAUCAGGAGCGGUACAGGAGUCCGCCCACAAUGCGAAGCCGCGCAGCUGGAGCUGGUCCUGGCCUUACUCGGACAAGCACCUGCAAACAGAAUCUGAAUGCGAUUGUGGACGAUGCUGAUUUGGAGCAACAGCAGCUGAACGAACUGAACAGCGGCGAAGAUGAGGAGUUGGAUGACUUGCUGGAGCCGGAUGCCAAGUUUAUCGGCACUUCGAAGAAGAAUGAGAUUCCCAAUGUGCUGGCAUUUCGCGAUUCGCAUUUUGUGCAGCAGGAGCUGCGCAUUGGCAACUACCUCAUGGACACGGGAAUCGAAAAGAAGACCCUGCUCGCACGCCAGGCUCAACAAUAUCUGCGCACAGACAAGGAUGGACGCAUACGGUUAACUGUAACGACGCCGGAGAAUGUGGAGCUGUGCAUGGAGGAGGACUCGAAUGCCGGCUCUGUUGGCACCGGCGGCAGCAUUGAUGAUGGCGCCAUCGAAGCUCUGGAGUUCGAUGAGAGCCGAACGGCCACAACAACAGCAGUAGAAACGGAACAGAAUUCUGUGUUGCCCAGCAAGAAGAACUUCUUCUGGAACAUUGUACCCACUGCAGGAGUUAAAGAGGGGCUCAGUCUUAACGAUAUGGUGCAGCAGGGUGUGAAGAUCAUAAAUCGCAAGCUCGAGCGCCGCUGCAGUAGUUAUUCCGUGGAGACUGACACCUCGCCCGUUGGCAAUGAUCUGCAAGAGCAACUUAGCCAGGAUCGACGUGUCUCACAUUUGUCGCUCUCGUAUCUAAUCACACAGAAUAGCAUGGGCAAGAGCGAUCGCAUGACGUGGGGCAUUGAGCCCAUCAAGGAGAAUGUCAGUCUCGAAGAGCAAAUCCACUUUGAUCUCUCUCAGAAACUCAUUGAACGGGACCACGGCAUUUGCCGCCAGACCUCAACGGACAACGGCAAUGGCGUUGUGUUUGUCUUAGGUGACAAUGAGCCGCUGAUCAAUCUAAAGAAGAGCAACGAGGAUCUCACAGACGAUGCCAAGCCAGCAAUGCUGUGCGCCCUGCAUCAGCACACACAUAACGCCUCUAUGGCCAACAAAAAGAACUCAGGCAUACAGUUUAAUUUCGCGAAGUAUCCGCAGAUUGCAACCAACUACAUGAAGAGCAAGAAUCUGCUCAUGUCCAACUAUGAUCUACUCAUGGAUAAGGCCAGCAAGCUGGAGGCCAAUGAGUCAUUGAAGUCCAGCGACAGCAGCGUAACCCUCCAACAGCAGCAAGAGCAACAACUACAGAAACAGCAGCAGCAACAUCAAGCGGAACUGGCAGCCAGCAGCAGCUCAACGAUUUCGGCCACAGCUGUGGGCAGCGAUCGUUGCAUAUUGUGCAACAGCGGUGGCACAUACCAAACGCCCUCCAAUGCCACCGAGCUGGAGUUUGAAACGGAUGAGGUGCAUUGCUAUAACGAGAGCAGCAAUAACAGCUCCAGCGCUCUGCAGCCGGUCAACUCGGCUGCCUCGAUAGAUACGCUAAAAUCUAUGCCCGAGCCGCCAACUACGCCCAGCUAUACGAGACGUGCGCCACCCAAACGUGUGCCCUCCCAGCGCAGUUCCGUCUCCUCGGUGGCUGCCAAGUGUGCUGCUGUUAAUGAAUCCCAGCAGAUGCUGAAGCUGCCAGUACCUGGCAUCAAGGAGCUGCCCCAGGAGGAUGAGCCACCAGGCGAUAAGUUACGUGCCGGUUUCAUUCCAUCGCUUAUGCUGAGCGUAAGCGAUCACUACGUCUCCGAUAUGGUGCUGCAGGGCACCUGUGCUGCGCCCUAUAAGUGGGAAAUGAAUCUACGUGAGGAUCUGGCGCUGGCCGCACGUUCCGCCUCACUAAUCUCACAGCCAGCGGAGAACAUAGCCAUUGUAGCGGACAUGGACAAGUGGGAUGUGCGCCUAAUCUCCUCACAGGCGCAGCAGUUUCCUUACGCCGGCGGCCAAAGCUCCCCGGUGGGCAUGUCCCAACUGGUUUCGAGUAUGCUAGAAGCUGUACAGGCUAUGCACGUGGGCGGCAUACCCGCUUAUGAGUGUCUGUCCUUUUUGGAGUCCAAGCUGCAGGAGAUCUAUAUGCAAUCUGAAACUCUAGCCGCCUUUCUGCUGGAAACAGAUCCCUGCCGGUUGGGGGACAUAACAACGCCGCUGCAGCUCUCGGAGAACGAUGUACCGCUGCUGCUCUCCAUUGCCUACAUACACACGCCGAAGAUCAGCCGUAAAUGCGGCAUCAGCUUCAGAUGACAAACCCGUCGAAGCCAGACCAAUCAUUGCCAACACAUAUUUAAUAUAACAAGCACACAUCAUCAUACAACGUCAUCUCACGCAUCAUCCAAAGCGAAACAAGCAAAUACUCCAGCGAAUUUUUAUUUCACUGACUUUGUGAUAUAUAUUUAUAUGAAUAAUAUAGCGUAUAGUGAAAGCAGGCUAAAUUUAGGUAGGACUUUAGUUAAGGCAGCUUAACAUAACAAACAAACAAACAAUGAAACACUCAUAUAAUAUAGAAACACUCAUGCACCGUUCAUCGAUCAUCGCAUAAGCACAUUUAAUAACUAUUAUAACUAUAUAUACCAUACAACGUUUUAAUUUAGGGAGCCCACUCAUCGCAGUCACAUUAAGAAGUAUUGUAAAUUAUUUGAUCUAGAUUUAGUUAGCGUGAUUAUAUGUUCACGAUUUAGCAGCACUCCAGUCUGUUAUCGAUCGAUCGAUCGAUAGACCGGGCGAACGACCGACAGAUAGACAGACGGACCGACCACUGUAUCAUGUGCUCGAGCAACGUGUAGUGUUUGUAUUAGGUUUAAUAAUUUAUGACAGCAAUAAUCUAUUAAUCGAUUUAAUUAUAUUAUACAACCAUACAAUAUACGUAUAAAUAAGUUUAUACUGAAAUUAAAUAUGGGGACAUCGGUUAGCAUUCGGGAAUUAACUAUAAACACACGUGUAUACGUAAGCAAUGAAUAAGUUUAUAUAAAU
Molecule: messenger RNA, 5937 nt
Organism: Drosophila hydei
Lineage: Eukaryota; Metazoa; Arthropoda; Insecta; Diptera; Drosophilidae
Exons: 6
Coding region: 832-5211 (1459 amino acids)
Cellular component (GO): cytoplasm
Molecular function (GO): protein-folding chaperone binding; ATPase inhibitor activity
Source: RefSeq, a predicted model, not a curated record